CCGCCCCCAAAAUUUCAUCAAACUGCUGGAAAUUAUGCACGCACAGCACGUUUUUGCUCAGUGACCCCUUGUUCUCGCUCCCUCCAGGGGUGGUGGUGUGUCAACUGUUUUUUGGGGGUUUUUUUUGUUUGCUUUUUUUUUCUUUUUUUUUUGUUUGUUUUGUUUUGUUUUGUUUUUUGUUGUAGUUUUGUUUUGGUUUUUUGUUUGUUUUGUUUUUUUUUUUUUUUUUCCCCUGACGUUUAAUUAGAAAAAAAAUCCCUUAUGGGAAUUCCCGAGAACUGGAAACCCACCCAGCGUCUCCUUGCCAAAGCCUUAUCUAGAAUUCAAAAAACAUCAGGAGGAGCCAAAGGUCUCCCAUGUCCUAAAAUCCUCCCCCCCCCGAGAGACCCCGGCAGGACUGUGGAUCCGUGCUGCUUUGACAGGCAGAAAAUUGGCAGAUUCCACUGCAUUUACAUUGCUUUUUUUUUUUUUUUUUUUCUCGUGGUGGAGGGAGCCAGGAGGGCUGAGUGUUAAAAAGAGGGGUAGGAUGAGACAGAAACCCCAUUUCUCGGUGGCCGAGCUCGUGUCGGUGCCUCUUCUCUCCUCGUCUCGCUUUUCCCUCGGGAAAUCAGGACGCGGCCAGAUCCCGAGGUUUUUUUAUGAUUUUGGUGGGAUGAAGCCCUUCUUCACUUCCCUACUCCUGAUGUUAGGAGCUGUGAUGAACGUCCAACCAGCGCAAGAAGAAGGAUCCUUGCUCUACCCCUAUGGUCCGGACCAGGGCGACCAUAAGAACCCCAAACUCGAUGAUGGGACUUCGAAGAAGGUCUCCCUCACUGUGCCCUUCACCUUCUACAGCAAAGAGUACCAAAGCCUUUACGUGAACAACAACGGUGUGAUUUCCUUCGACACCCCAGUCCGCCAAUACACCCCCGACCCCUUCCCCCUGGCUGAUGGACGCUCCUUCGUGGCCCCGUACUGGGGGGAUGUGAACAAUGUUCUGGGAGGGGACGUCUUCUACCGAGAGACCACCGACCCGAUGCUGCUGGCACGCAUCACCAAGAGCAUCAACAAAUAUUUCCCCGAGAUUCCCUACACGGCCACAUGGGCUUUCGUGGCCACCUGGGACCACGUGGCCUACUACGGCUCUACCUCCAAUAAGGGCAACACCUUCCAAGCCAUCCUGACCACCAACACCAAGACGUCCUUCAUCAUCCUCAACUAUUGGGAUAUCCAGUGGACUACGGGGACGGCGAGCGACGGUGACCCCGAAACAGGUCUCGGAGGCACCCCAGCCCAUGCUGGCUUCAACAGCGGAGAUGACACCAACUUCUACAACAUCCCCGGGUCCCAGACCGAAGCCAUCAUCAACAUCACCAUGACCUCCAACGUCAAAGUCCCGGGGCGUUGGGUCUUCCAGGUGGAUGACUUCAAGGUGACGGGGGUCCCCACUGAGGUGCCCAAGGCCGCCAACGACUGCUGGUUCCAAAGCACCAUGGACGCCAGCCCGGGCUGGGGAAGAGCUGAUGUGCCGCUGAGGGUCUGGACCAUCGUGUUAUGGGGCCUUUUUUACUUGAUCAACGUCGCUGCGUCGGCUCCGCAGCACCUGGGGGAAGACUUUGUGGUGACCUUCAUGCAAAAUGGUUUGCAGCAGACCCUCAACAGCGACUUCAAGCUGCUCAUCACAGGUUAUUCGCCCUUCACGUCUGUAACCAUCUCCAUGAAGAAGCCAGGCUUGAGGAUGACGGUGCAGGUGACCACGGGCCAAACCAUCCUGGUGAAGAUCCCGCCCCAAGCGGAGAUGGUGGGAAGUAAAACCUUCGACAACACCGUGGUGGUGAGGGCCAACAACGCCAUCUCCUUGGUGAUGGUCAACGAGAAACCCACCUCGGUUGACUCAGCCGUGGUAUACCCAGUGCACAGCUGGGGCACGGAAUACCACGUUGUGACACCCAACGUGGGCACUGACCGCUACGGUGAGUUCGUGGUGGCCGCCUGGGAUGAGCCCACCAUGGUUGAUGUGCACCUCAAAGCCACGGUGACCUACCAAGGCCGGUCUUACCCCCGGGGCUCAGUGCUCCCCAUCAGACUGGAGCCCUUCCAAGCAGCCCAGCUCCAAAGCCCGUCUGACAUGUCUGGCACAAAGAUCGUGGCGCAGAAACCCGUCGCCGUCUUCACUGGCCACACUUGCUUGGCCAGAUUCGCCCACUGUGACCAUUUGCUGGAGCAGCUCCAGCCCGUUUCCAGCUGGGGCACCACCUUCAUCGUGCCGCCAUUGCCUUUCGAGACUCAGUCUGAUAUCAUCUACGUCUCCACCUCCCAGCCAACGCGCGUGGAGUCUCAACACGGGGUCACCAAGACUGUUCGGGAGCUACGGCCCAGCCGGUCAACGCUCUACGGCCUCCAAGCCUUAAAUACCUUGUACCUUUCUGCCAAUGCUGGCAUCCAGGUCAUUUUUUUUGCCGACGGGGGUCAUAAAGAUGCCAUCUCUUACGACCCAUUUUUUAUGACCGUCCCAGAUGUCUCCAGCUACUGUGACUCCUACAAGAUCUUUGCCCUUGACGGCUACGAUAAUUACGCCCUGCUGAUAGCCAAGACCUCGGAGACGUCUGGAAUGACGCUCAACAAAACGCCGCUGAGAAAUGUCGCGUGGAAGCCCAUCCCGGGCACCGAUUACUCGUGGGCCGGGCAGAAUUUGGGCAGUCAAUUCGCCGUCCAUACGGUGGAGCACAAGACGUCCCCCUUUGGCUUGCUCAGCGUGGGGAUCCGGGAGCAAAAAGCCUACGGGUCAGCGGCGGUUUGUGACAGCGAUCCCUGCCGGCUCGUGCAAUGCCGCGCGAAGGAGACGUGCAAGGUGGAGAAGGGGGAGGCCGCCUGCGUGCACGACUACAUGGGCACCUGCAUGGGGUCGCCGUCCCUGCAGUACCACACCUUCGACGGGAUGACGGUGGACAUCCGGGGCGGCUGCACCUACACUGUUGCCAAAUAUUGCGGCAACGAUCCCACCCUGGCGCCUUUCGUCGUGGAGGAGAAGAGCGGAGGCCGCUCCCAGGAAUGGUUGACCAACAUCUACGUGUACGCCCACAACAUCUCCAUCCACAAAGGCGAGGGAGGCAAAAUCCAGGUCAACAACAAACUCACCAGCCUCCCAGCAACCCUGGAAGCAGGGAAGAUCCAGAUCUCCCAAAACGAGGGUCGGACCAUCCUGCAAACAGAUUUUGGGCUGCAGGUGACCUAUGAUGAAGACUGGGCCAUAAUGGUGGCCGUGCCCAGCAGCUAUUUCGGGGCUACCUGUGGACUCUGCGGCAACUUCAACGAGGACACCGAGGACGAGACGACACUUUCUGAUGGCACUCAGGCUGCCAGUGUGGAGGAUUGGGCUGAGAGCUGGCGGGAUCCCUCCUGCCAGGACGAUUGCAGAGACCAGGAGACACUGCAGGACACAGCAGGCUGUGCUCAGAGAUGCCCCAAAAACAGCCACUUCGAGGCCUGUGGGACGGCGUGCCCUGCCACCUGCACCGAGCCCAAAGCCCCCGCGUCCUGCGGCGAGCCAUGCACGGCGAGCUGCCAGUGCAACGAGGGCUUCGUCCUCCACAACGACUCGUGUGUCCCGGUGGAGACCUGCAGUUGCUUCCACAAUGGUCGCUCCUACAAGGUCCGGGAGGAGUUUUGGGAGGACGGGAGCUGCCAGAGCCGGUGCCGAUGCGAGGCGGGGGGCAAGGUGGCUUGCAGGAAGGCUGGGUGCAAAGCCCAUGAGAAAUGCGUCACGGUCAGCGGCGUCCCCAGCUGCCAGGCGACCAAGUAUUUUACCUGUAUCGGGACGGGCGAUCCUCACUACACCACCUUCGACGGGUUGAGGUAUGACUUCCAAGGGACCUGCAUCUACCAGUUCGCAGCCCUCUGCACCCAGGACCCCAAACUGGUCCCCUUCACCGUCAAGGUGGAGAACAACAACCGGGGCAGCAAAGCCGUUUCCUUCACCAAAACCGUCACGUUGGAGGUCUACGGCAACGUCAUCAGCAUGAGCCAGGAGCACCCGCGCAAGGUCAAGGUCAACGGCGUCUUCGUGGAGCUCCCGUUCACCCAGAAGGGCCAGUUCGAGCUCUACCACAGCGGCGUCCACGGCUUUGCCCGCACCGCCUUCGGCAUGCGGGUGAGCUUCGACUGGUACAGCUACGCCCGCGUCAUCCUCCCCGACGCCUACGCCGGCGCCGUCUGCGGCCUCUGCGGCAACGCCAACGGCGACGCCGACGACGACUUCGUCACCCGCGACGGCCAACGGGCCGUCGAUGAAAUCCAGCUGGCCAACAGCUGGAAGGUGGGAGACGUCCCCGGCUGCUCGGCCGGUUGCGUGGGGGAUUGCCCGACGUGCAACGAGGAGCAGAAACAACCCUACCGUGGCGACAGCUAUUGCGGGGUGAUCGCCAGGAGUGGGGGGCCCUUCCGGGCUUGCCACGGCACCAUUGACCCCACGCCCUUCCUCGAGGAUUGCGCCUUCGACGCCUGCCACUACAAAGGCCACCGGGACACCCUGUGCAAAGCCAUCGCCGCCUACGUGACCGAGUGCCAGAGCCACGGCAUCAGCGUGGAGCCGUGGAGGAUGCCAUCCUUCUGCGGCCCCUCCUGCCCCCGUCAUUCGCACUACGAGCUCUGCGGGAGCAGCUGCCCGGCCACAUGUCGGGGCCAAGCCACCCCCGAGGGCUGCGCGUCGGUGCUGUGCACCGAGGGCUGCUUCUGCGACGAGGGCUUCGUCCUCAGCGGUGACGAGUGUGUGCCGGCCGGCGAGUGCGGCUGCGAGCACCGGGACCGCUACUACAAGAAGGGCGAGGAUUUCUACGCCUCGUGCCGGGAGAGAUGCCGUUGCAAAGCCAAGGGGGUGGUGGAGUGCGAGGAGGUCUUCUGCGGCGCCCACGAGGAGUGUCGAGUAGAGGACGGGGAGCUGGGGUGUUACCCCGCUGGCUACGGGCGGCUGGUGGUGUCGGGUGACCCGCACUACGUGACGUUCGACGGGCGAGCCUUCGACCUCCCGGGCUCCUGCACCUACGUCUUGGCGCGGGUCUGCAAGCCGGAGCCGCGGCUGACAAACUUCUCGGUGCUGCUGGAGCAUGAGGCACACAGUCAGCAUGGAGAGGGGACGGAAGUGGGAGGCGACGGUAAGUUGGGACAACCCCGCGCCUCGGUGGAGGCAGGCGUGCAAAAUCUGUGGGGCGCACGUAAAAAUCCCUCGGUGCACACGGGCAUGCAAAAUCCCCCGCUGCGGUCACCCGGGCAAAAUCCCCAGUGUGCACGUGCGGGCAGAAUCUCCCCGCUGGUAAGUCAGGACGUCCCCGCCCCUCGGUGCACAUGUCUACUCGAGAUCCUUUGGGCCACGCAUGCAUGCAAAACCCCCCGGUGCGUGCACGCAAAACCCCCCGGUGCACAUGUGUGUGCAAGACCCUUUGGUGUAUGCGUGCAUGCAAAACCCCUGGGGUGCACACGUGCGUGCAAACGCCUCCAUGUUCCUACGUGCACGUCCCAGGUGGAUGGGGAGCGCUACACGCUGCCGCUGGUGACGGAGGACAAGAAGCUACGGAUCGGCCAAGAAGGGAACAACAUCAUCCUCCAAAGCGCCGCCGGCCUCCGGCUCCUCUACAACGUGGCCACCUACCUCCUCAUCACCAUCCCCGACGCCUACCGGGGCCGCGUCUGCGGACUGGGUGGCAACUACAACGGGGACCCCGGCGACGACUUCCAGCUGCCCGGCGGGUCCCUGGCACGGAGCACCGAGGAAUUCGUCACCUCCUGGAAGACGCCGAUGGAGGACGGAGCGUGCAGUGACGGCUGCAACGGCGAGGCGUGUCCCGUGUGCGACGCCACCGACACCGCUCCCUACAGUGCCAGCGACUCUUGCGGCCUCAUCCGGGACCCAGCGGGACCUUUCGGAUCGUGUCACUCCCGGGUGAGCCCGGUGGAGUAUUUCAACCACUGCCUCCACGACGUCUGCAUUGCAGACGGUGCCCGGGACGUGCUGUGCCACAGCCUCCAAGCCUACGCCGCUGCUUGCCAAGCCGCUGGGGCCGAGAUCGGCAGGUGGAGAACGACCGCAUUUUGCCCCCUUUCCUGCCCACCCCACAGCCACUACGAGCUUUGCACCCGCACCUGCGAUUUCACCUGCGCCAGCCUCUCCGUGCCGGCCCCGUGCAGUUGGACGUGCUUCGAGGGUUGCCAAUGCGACGAUGGGUACCUCUUCAACGGGGAAGCCUGCGUGUCCCUGGAGCAGUGUGGCUGCAUGCACCGGGGACGGUAUUUCAAGGCGGGUGAGACCGUCAUCUCCAGCAACUGCUCCGCAAAAUGCAGUUGCCACCUGUCCCAGGGACUCAUCUGCGAGGACAUACAGUGUCCCCCAGACGAGGUCUGCGCCACGCGGGACGGGGCGCAGCGAUGCGUCAAGCGGGAAGGCCGGUGCCGGCUCUCCCCAGGGGCCUCCCUGACCACGUUUGACGGCGCCGGGGGAAAGCUCCUCACCAGCGGCACCUACAAAGUGGUCGCCCUUUGCAACGAGCAGUCACCCAACUGGUUCAAGGUGGUGGUGGAAGUCAGCGAGUGCCGGGAAAACAGCAUCCCGGCCGCCGUGGCCGUCUUCAUCUUCUUCCGCGAAGCUUUUAUCACUGUGAAUAACAACAUGGAGGUGUGGGUGAACGGUCUUUUCACCCGCCUUCCAGCUGUGGUGUCCAAAGCUGUUUCCUUGAGCGCGGCGGCGGGGAACAUCACCAUCUCCCAUACGUCGGGGAUGGAUGUGCUCUUCAGCCCCAGCGGGGAGGUGAUGGUGACCGUAGGGCCCACCUUGGUCAACCAGCUCUGCGCUCCCUGUGGCAACUUCAAUGGUGACCCCAGUGAUGACCUGAAGUUGCCGGACGGCCGAGCUGUGAGGAGCAUUGCAGAGGUUGUUGAUGCCUGGAAAGCCAGGGAUUUUGCGGGAUGCCGCGCCUCCAGCCUCGUGCGGAUGGAAGUGGAAGCCCCCGUCUACCCUGUGCAGUAGGCGAAACCGCACGGGGACCGACGAUGCGAGAGGAC
Messenger RNA from Tyto alba (common barn owl), 7029 nucleotides. Its product is annotated as IgGFc-binding protein-like. Bases 527 to 6994 code for a protein of 2155 amino acids. NCBI's taxonomy places the organism in Eukaryota, Metazoa, Chordata, Aves, Strigiformes, Tytonidae. The record is from RefSeq and is a predicted model, not a curated record. Gene Ontology annotation, biological process: cell-matrix adhesion. Gene Ontology annotation, molecular function: protein binding. The transcript has 19 exons.